Messenger RNA from Penicillium cinerascens, 2082 nucleotides. RefSeq names its product putative C6 transcription factor. Bases 1 to 2082 code for a protein of 693 amino acids. Lineage: Eukaryota; Fungi; Ascomycota; Eurotiomycetes; Eurotiales; Aspergillaceae. The record is from RefSeq and is a predicted model, not a curated record. Gene Ontology annotation, biological process: DNA-templated transcription; positive regulation of transcription by RNA polymerase II. The transcript has 2 exons. Gene Ontology annotation, molecular function: sequence-specific DNA binding; zinc ion binding; DNA-binding transcription factor activity, RNA polymerase II-specific.
AUGAGCAGCACGGGUAACAAGGACUUCCGCGAUCAGCUAGGCAAGUUCCGCCUCGAUUCCAUUGGUGGGCCUUCUGCUCCUCCGAUAUGGUCGCAACCGCCUCCCGAGUCCACACCCGUUCCCGACGGCGCGUCGACCCCGUCUUCUCGCAGCAAACGUGUCUCUACGGCCUGUGACUUUUGUCGGAAGCGCAAGAAGAAAUGUGACUUCCGCUAUCCCAAUUGCACCGCCUGCACCCGCGCCGGGGUUCGCUGUACCAUUCCCCCGCCCGGUCCGCAAGUCGCCAACGCUUCCGUGCCCCGAGACCAAUUGGAGAACCUACAGAAACGAGUCCGAUGGCUGGAGGAGGUGGUGCGCCGGAAAUCUGGCAUUGCAGUGGCAGAGAUGUCCACGGGGACCCCCGUCGACGGCGAGGGAGACCCGGACUGGUGGUACCAGGUCCCGGCGAUGGUCGCGACCGGUGGAAAUCGUCCAUCUACGGCCUCGAUGCCGAGCCCCGGCAGUGGUGGCUCGUCCGUGACGGCCGGUCCCGCAGGCUCGGAGUCGUCGACCGGGGUAGGCACCGAGCUACCCAACGUGGGUGAGAUUUUUCGCGAUCAGUUGGAGCAUCGCCGACCGUCCGUGGCGCGCCCGGCAUCAGCUCCGCGGGUACUACGUCUAUCAUCGCUGGAGGAAGCGGAGCGGAUUGCCGGACAGUACUUUGACAGCAUGGGCUACCAGUAUCCCUUCAUGUCUCGCCCGGAAUUCAUGGGCCAUCUCCGGCAUAUCUAUACCGGCGGCGUGCCGUCACCCGAGGUUCACAAUGCAUAUCAUAUCAUUCUUGCGAUCUCGUUGUUGAUCGGGUCGGCGGACGCGUCGCAGGCUGCAGAGUUCUACCAUGCAAGCCAGGAGACAUUGCCCUUGGCACUACAAAACGAAGACUUGGCCGCCGUGCGGGCUCUGCUAGGCCUGGCGCUAUACACCAUGUUCGCAACGGCGGGCCCGAGCAUUUGGCAUGUCCUGGGUGCCACCAUGCGACUGUCGAUCAGCAUGGGACUGCACAAGGCUCGCUCAUAUGCGACCGUGGCGGAGGAAGAAACGUCCAAACGGGUCUUUUGGAGCCUCUACAAUUUGGACCGUCUCAUCGCGAGUACGUUGGGUCGACCUCUCGGAAUUGCGGACGAAGACAUCAGUGUCGGCCUCCCACGCGAGUUGAAUGAUGACGGGACUGAGGCCCCGGGCGCCAGUGCCAUGACCAUUCCACUGCAAGUGAUGCGCCUUCGACAGAUUUUCUCGCGCAUUUAUCGAUACCUGUAUAGCAAUCUACCCCGGCCGUCGCCGCAGGAAGUUGCUACCAUGCUGGGUCAGUUUCGCCACGAGGUGGACGACUGGCGCAUGACGGCCCCGGUGUAUCCUUCGGCCCUUCUCUAUUCCACCUCAUACUACGACUACUUGUACUAUACAACCCUUUUGCUCAUGUAUCGGCCCAGCCCGCGCAACCCCACGCCGGACGUGACCAGUAUCGUCAGCUGUGGUGAUUCCAGCAUUCAAGUGAUCCGAUCAUACUGGGACAGCUACUCAGUGGGCAAGCUCAAGUGGAUUUGGUUAACCCUGAGCCAAGUCUAUUUUGCGGGCAUCACCAUUUUGUGGUGCCUGGAGCAGAAUGCGCGCUCAUUACGUGAAUCCCGCCCUGCGCCAUGGCAUCCCGAGGAGCAGAUGAUGCGUCGUGGGACCCAGGCGGUCGUCGUGCUGCUAGAGGAAUUCGGCAAGCGGCACCCCGGGGUUGACCGGCUAGCGGAGACAUUUCGCCAUCAAAGCACGAUGAUCUUCAGUCAAAUGGCUUACCAGCAGCAGCAAAUAGAGCGACAGGAUCAACGGCAGCAGCGGCAACCACAACAACCACAGCCUCUCAUUCCACCACAAUCUUCCAUCACCUUGGCCCCGCCUCCACAACCUCCUGUCCCCUUGGCCCCCGUUCUCGACGAUGUGCUACUGGUCGAUGGCAGCGGAGCCGUGCCGAUGAUAGAUCCGCAAAUGGCGGAGCAACUGUUUUAUUCCUAUAACUGGUUUCAAGAGGAAAUGGCGAGUUACUAUACCCUUUGA